This is a messenger RNA of Drosophila gunungcola (fruit fly), 9872 nucleotides long. Its product is annotated as titin-like. Gene Ontology annotation, molecular function: actin filament binding. Lineage: Eukaryota; Metazoa; Arthropoda; Insecta; Diptera; Drosophilidae. Gene Ontology annotation, cellular component: nuclear outer membrane; meiotic nuclear membrane microtubule tethering complex; cytoplasm. Gene Ontology annotation, biological process: nuclear migration. The record is from RefSeq and is a predicted model, not a curated record.
CUGAGCCAAGUGUAGACGCUACGAUUGUAGGUGAAACCAAUAAAAUUACAACAGUUACAACCACAACAGUAACUACUGAGUCCACUAACGAAACUGCUGUUCCCGAAGAACCCAAGAAAGUUGAUGAAAAAAACACGAGGAACCCAAGAAACCAGCUUAUGCCGGUCUACCCGUGGACGACUCUUCCAGCUCUUGGAUGGAUGUUUUGGAUGAGCCAAUGAACUUCUCCGAUGAUGAAGAGGAACCAGCUCCUGAGCCAAAAACGGAAGUCUCCCUAGUGGAAGAAGUAGAGAAGUCUAAGCCAAGUGUAGACGCUACGAUUGUGGGUGAAACCAAUAGAAUUACAACAGUUACAACCACUACAACAGUAACUACUGAGUCCACUAACGAAACUGCUGUUCCCGAAGAACCCAAGAAAGUUGAUGAAAAAAAACGCGAGGAACCCAAGAAACCAGCUUAUGCCGGUCUACCCGUGGACGACUCUUCCAGCUCUUGGAUGGAUGUUUUGGAUGAGCCAAUGAACUUCUCCGAUGAUGAAGAGGAACCAGUUCCUGAGACAAAAGUGGAAGUCUCCCUAGUGGAAGAAGUAGAAAAGUCUGAGCCAAUUGUUGACGCUCCGAUUGUGGAUGAAACCAGAACAAUUACAACAGUUACCACCACAACAGUAACUACUGAGUCCACCAGCGAGACUGCUGCUCCCGAAGAACCCAAGAAAGUUGAGGAAAAGACACAGGAGGAACUCAAGAAACCAGCAUAUGCCGGUCUGCCCGUGGACGACUCUUCCAGCUCUUGGAUGGAUGUUUUGGAUGAGCCAAUGAACUUCUCCGAUGAUGAAGAGGAAUCUGUUCCUGAGCCACAAACGGAGAUAACGCUAGUGGCAGUAUCAGAAAAGUCUGAGCCAAUCGUUAAAGCUCCGAUUGUGGAUGAAACUACAACAGUUACCACUACAAUAGUAAUUACUGAAUCCACCAGCGAAACUGCUGUUCCCGAAGAACCCAAGAAAGUUGAUGAAAAGACACCGGAGGAACCCGAGAAACCAGCUAAUGGCGGUCUGCCCGUGGAAGACACUUCCAGCUCUAAGUCUAAGCCAACUGUUGAAGCUCCUACUGUGCUUAAAACGAAGGAUACGACUAAAUCAGACCAGGAAAUUUCUUACCCGACUGAAGUCGAACCACUUAAAAAACCAGAAGAAUUUCCAGUGGAAGCCAGGGCAAUUCCUAUGAAAUCAUCGCCUCCUAAUGUGUGGGAACUGCAUUCAUCGUAUGCUGAUGUCUUAAGGCACACUGUUGACUUUAUAAGCUUGGAAAAGAAAAAUGUAGAAAUCCCAUCUAAGCCCAAAACUGGUAAACCUGAUUUAACAAAAGAUCAAGUCACAAUUGUCUCGAAGAAAACCAAAACCAAGAAAGAUAAAUCGUUCAAGAAAACAAUACAAAAUAUGACUCCUGAUGCCGAAGUGAUACCCAUCGUAAAAGAAUCACUAACGGACGAUGUUACAACCUCUUGGUCAGCAAUGGUUGAUGAGGAUUUGAGUGACAACGUUGAAGCGAGUCUGCCCAGUAGCGGUAAUACUUUGUGGUCUUCGGUUGUACGACAAGGUGUCCAGGAACCUUUCACAAAACUAACUCAGCCUGCCGACCAUAAUGACACGUCUAUAGAAAUUCCCUCCAAGCAACAACAACCUCAACACAAAAAGGAAAAGACUCCAAAACAAAUUUCUGCGCCAAUUCAAGCACAAGAACCAGAACUCCAGACUGUUCAUGAAACUAAAACUUCGACCGAAACAAGCACAACAGCUCCUACGAAAGACAUUCACGAAUUCAUUGUCCACGAAAGAAACUCUUCCAUUGAAAAUCACAAGAAACAAAAAUCAAAGAAGGAAAAGAAACCUGCUAAAUCAGUACCAGUUACUGAAGUGGUGACAAAUGUUGAAGAGUCUUUUGUUGAUGUAACUACUAUUAGCGAUGAUCCUAAGAUAGAGCGUGAACAAAAACCAACUUCGGUUUCAGAAAAUUCUCCGUUAAAAUCCGUGUCAUGGUCAUCCAUUGUCUCGCAGACGGUGAUAACAACUCCAAUAAUUACUGAAACUAAACUAACAAAAACACCAGAAGAACCCAUCAAAUCUACAGAGGUUCAAGACUUUAUAAGUCAAGAACAAAUCUUUUCAACUGCAGUUAAUGGCAAACAUAAAAAACAAAAGUCAAAGAAAGACAAGAAAUUUUCUAGUGCGGAAAUUAAAAAUGAACCAGCUUUUGAAGUGAGUCCAGUACAAGAAACCAUUGCUGUUUCCACAGUUUCUGAAGAAGCUACUUCACAAUUUAAACCUGUUACUUCCGAGGAAGUGGUCCCAUCGCAAACAUUGUCUUGGUCUUCUAUUGUUUCUCAGGACGAAGGCUUAGUUGCUUUAACAGACGAUAUUCUCCUCAACAAAGAAAAGACUAAAAAGGUAAAGGCAAAGAGGGAAAAAAUAACUAAGAUAAAUCAAGCUGCAAGUUCUGAACCUGUUUUUGAGCCGAUUGUUGAAGUCAUUACACUUGUUGAACCUGUUCUUGAGGUGACCACUGUCGUCGAAGUUACUCCUGAGGCGCAACCAGAAUCCUCUCCAGUUACUAAUGUUGCCCCAUUACCGUCUCAGUCCUGGUCUUCCAUUGUUUCUCAAACAACGGAAGUGACUACAAACAUCACCGACACUAGUAUCGCCGUUGAACCCGAAGUUCUGAAACCAACAGAAGAAAAACCCAAAAAGCAGAAGACAAAGAAGGAAAAGAAAUCUAAGGCUGAUCCUGUUCAAGAGCCGGUAGCUGAGGCUGCACUUCCUCAACCUGUUGUUGAACCCAUUGUUAUUGAACCUGUUGUUGAGGUGACCACUGUCCUCGAUGUUACUCCUGAGGCACAACCGGAAGUAGCUCCAUCACAGUCUCUUUCGUGGUCAUCUAUUGUUUCUCAAACAACGGAAGUCACUACAAACAUCACCGAGACUAGCAUCGCAGAUGAACCCGAAGUUCAGCUACCAACCGAAGAAAAACCCAAAAAGCAGAAGACAAAGAAGGAAAAGAAAUCGAAGGCUGAUCCUGUUCAAGAACAGAUUGCUGAGGCUGCACUUCCUGAACGUGUUGUUGAACCUAUUGUUGAAAUCACCAGAGUCAUUGAACCUGUUGUUGAACCCAUUGUUGAAGUCACCACAGUUAUUGAACCUGUUGUUGAGGUGACCACUGUCGUCGAUUUUACUCCUGAGGCACAACCGGAAUCCACUCCAGUUUUUGAAGUAGCCCCAUCACAGUCUCUGUCGUGGUCAUCUAUUGUAUCUCAAACAACGGAAGUCACAACAAACAUCACUGAGACUAGCAUCGCCGAUGAACCCGAAGUUCAGAAACCAACAGAAGAAAAACCCAAAAAGCAAAAGACAAAGAAGGAAAAGAAAUCUAAGUUUGAUCCUGUUCAAGAGCCGGUUGCUGAGGCUGCACUUCCUCAACCUGUUGUUGAACCCAUUGUUGAAGUCACCACAGUUAUUGAACCUGUUGUUGAGGUGACCACUGUAGUCGAUGUUACUCCUGAGGCACAGCCGGAAUCUAUCCCAGUUACUGAAGUAGCCCCACCACAGUCUCUGUCGUGGUCUUCCAUUGUUUCUCAAACAACGGAAGUCACUACAAACAUCACCGAGACUAGCAUCGCAGAUGAACCCGAAGUUCAGCAACCAACAGAAGAAAAACCCAAAAAGCAGAAGACAAAGAAGGAAAAGAAAUCGAAGGCUGAUCCUGUUCAAGAGCCGGUUGCUGAGGCUGCACUUCCUGAACGUGUUGUUGAACCUAUUGUUCAAGUCUCCGCAGUAAUUGAACCUGUUUUUGAGGUGACCACUGUCGUCGAUGUUACUCCUGAGGCACAACCGGAAUCCACUCCAGUUUCUGAAGUAGCCCCAUCACAGUCUCUGUCGUGGUCAUCUAUUGUUUCUCAAACAACGGAAGUCACUACAAACAUCACCGAGACUAGGAUCGCAGAUGAACCCGAAGCUCAGAAACCAACAGAAGAAAAACCCAAAAAGCUGAAGACAAAGAAGGAAAAGAAAUCUAAGGCUGAUCCUGUUCAAGAGCCGGUUGCUGAGGCUGCACUUCCUGAACCUGUUGUUAAACCUAUUGUUGAAGUCACCACAGUAAUUGAACCUGUUGUUAAGGUGACCACUGUCGUCGAUGUUACUCCUGAGGCACAACCGGAAUCCACUCCAGUUUCUGAAGUAGCCCCAUCACAGUCUCUGUCGUGGUCAUCUAUUGUAUCUCAAACAACGGAAGUCACAACAAACAUCACCGAGACUAGCAUCGCCGAUGAAACCGAAGUUCAGAAACAAACAGCAGAAAAACCCAAAAAGCAGAAGACAAAGAAGGAAAAUAAAUCUAAGGUUGAUCCUGUUCAAGAGCCGGUUGCUGAGGCUGCACUUCCUGAACCUGUUGUUGAACCCAUUGUUGAAGUCACCACAGUUAUUGAACCUGUUGUUGAGGUGACCACUGUCGUCGAUGUUACUCCUGAGGCACAACCGGAAUCCACUCCAGUUUCUGAAGUAGCCCCAUCACAGUCUCUGUCGUGGUCAUCUAUUGUAUCUCAAACAACGGAAGUCACAACAAACAUCACUGAGACUAGCAUCGCCGAUGAACCCGAAGUUCAGAAACCAACAGAAGAAAAACCCAAAAAGCAAAAGACAAAGAAGGAAAAGAAAUCUAAGGUUGAUCCUGUUCAAGAGCCGGUUGCUGAGGCUGCACUUCCUCAACCUGUUGUUGAACCCAUUGUUGAAGUCACCACAGUUAUUGAACCUGUUGUUGAGGUGACCACUGUGGUCGAUGUUACUCCUGAGGCACAGCCGGAAUCUAUUCCAGUUACUGAAGUAGCCCCACCACAGUCUCUGUCGUGGUCAUCUAUUGUUUCUCAAACAACGGAAGUCACUACAAACAUCACCGAGACUAGCAUCGCCGAUGAACCCAAAGUAAAGGAGCCCACAGAAGAAAAACCCAAAAAGCAGAAGACAAAGAAGGAAAAGAAAUCUAAGGCUGAUCCUGUUCAAGAGCCGGUUGCUGAGGCUGCACUUCCUGAACCUGUUGUUGAACCUAUAGUUGAAGUCACCACAGUAAUUGAACCUGUUGUUAAGGUGACCACUGUCGUCGAUGUUACUCCUGAGGCACAGCCGGAAUCUAUCCCAGUUACUGAAGUAGCCCCACCACAGUCUCUGUCGUGGUCAUCUAUUGUUUCUCAAACAACGGACGUCACUACAAACAUCACCGAGACUAGCAACGCCGAUGAACCCAAAGUAAAGGAGCCCACAGAAGAAAAACCCAAAAAGCAGAAGCCAAAGAAGGAAAAGAAAUCUAAGGUUGAUCCUGCUCAAGAGCUCGUUGCUGAGGCUGCACUUCCUGAACCUGUUGUUGAACCCAUUGUUGAGGCUGCACUUCCUGAACCUGUUGUUGAACCCAUUGUGGAAGCCACCACAGUUGUAGAACCUGUUUUUGAGGUUACCAGGAUCAUCGAAGUUACUCCUGAGGCACAACCGGAAUCCACUCCAGUUUCUGAAGUAGCCCCAUCACAGUCUCUGUCGUGGUCAUCUAUUGUUUCCCAAACAACGGAAGUCACUACAAACAUCACCGAGACUAGCAUCGCCGAUGAACCCGAAGUUCAGAAAACAACAGAAGAAAAACCCAAAAAGCAGAAGGCGAAGAAAGAAAAAAAAACUGUUUUUGAACCCAGUGUUGCAGUCACCACAGUUAUUGAACCUGUUGUUGAGGUGACCACUGUCGUCGAUGUUACUCCUGAGGCACAACCGGAAUCUUCUACAGUUACUGAAGUAGCCCCACCACUGUCGCUGUCGUGGGCAUCUAUAGUUUCUCAAACAACGGAAGUCACUACAAACAGCACCGAGACCAGCAUCGCCGAUGAACCCGAAGUUCAGAAACCAACUGAAGAAAAACCCAAAAAGCAGAAGACAAAGAAGGUAAAGAUAUCUAAGGUUGAUCCUGUUCAAGAGCCGGUUGCUGAGGCUGCACUUCCUCAACCUGUUGUUGAACCCAUUGUUGAAGUCACCACAGUUAUUGAACCUGUUGUUGAGGUGACCACUGUAGUCGAUGUUACUCCUGAGGCACAGCCGGAAUCUAUCCCAGUUACUGAAGUAGCCCCACCACAGUCUCUGUCGUGGUCUUCCAUUGUUUCUCAACAACGGAAGUCACUUACAAACAUCACCGAGACUAGCAACGCCGAUGAACCCAAAGUAAAGGAGCCCACAGAAGAAAAACCCAAAAAGCAGAAGCCAAAGAAGGAAAAGAAAUCUGUUUUUGAACCCAGUGUUGAAGUCACCACAGUUAUUGAACCUGUUGUUGAGGUGACCACUGUGGUCGAUGUUACUCCUGAGGCACAGCCGGAAUCUAUUCCAGUUACUGAAGUAGCCCCACCACAGUCUCUGUCGUGGUCAUCUAUUGUAUCUCAAACAACGGAAGUCACUACAAACAUCACCGAGACUAGCAUCGCCGAUGAACCCGAGGUUCAGAAAACAACAGAAGAAAAACCCAAAAAGCAGAAGACAAAGAAGGAAAAGAAACCCAAGUUGAACCCUGUUCAAGAGCCUGUUGAGACUGCAGUUCCUGAACCUGUAUUUGAAGUGACUACUGGAAAUAAACCUGAAGUUCAGGAAGAUUUGCCAAAGCAAACGUUAUCAUGGUCGUCUAUCUUCGCUAAGACUGUUGAAGAUUCUUCUGCUCCAAAAACCAAUGAAAAUCAACUCCAGCCCCAUGACAGUCAAGACUUUAUAUUGCAUGAACAAAAAAUAGUGUCCACUACGGAAGAAAAAAAUAAAAAACUAAAGAAGGAAAUGGAAUCUGUUGAAAUCGAUAAACCAGCCGUAGAAAUUACAACCGUUUCAGAUGGUUCGAGUGUAAAAAUACCAGAACAGACCGAUUCAGUUCCAUCACAAACUUUGUCUUGGUCCUCGAUUGUUUCCCAAGAAAUAAAUGAGCCACAAACGGUAAUUGUUAGCUCGCAGUCUACUUCAAAAUCUCAGGAUAUUUAUGACUUUAUUGCCCAGGAGCAGAAUUUCUCUACGGUUGUCAACGAUAAGACCAAGAAACAGAAACCCAAGAAGGAAAAGAAAACUGUACAGCCUAUUCAACAGCCAAUUACAGAAAUUGUUUCUGGACCUAAGGAUCAUUCUCGAGAGAGUGAAUCAGUUCCUGAGCCGUUGCCAACACAAACAUUGUCAUGGUCGUCUAUUGUUUCGCAUAAUAUCGAUUUGACUCCAACGUUUACCGAAACACGUGUUAAUAAAACCACCGAUGCGAUCGCAAGUAAUCAAGACGCUCAGGACUCUAAUCCCCUGGACCGGGAGCAGUCAACACACGUUGACGUAAGUCGACCAAAACAAAAGCCGAAAAAGGAGAAGAAAAUUCCUAAAACUUUUGAAAAACAAAUUAUUGAGCCAUACGUUGCUUUUGAAAAGGAACCAGAGAGUGACCGCGUUUCUGGAUCUUCAUCGCCCGAGUUCAACAUCCAGUUGCCGGCACUGCCAAAACCAUCUGUAUGGUCAUCAUCAGAGACCUACGCCGAAGUAGUAAGGAAAUCUGGUUACACCAAUAACACAAACAUUAAGUAUCAGAAUCCUGAAGCGGCCAAGCAUAACCUGAUUGGUCAAAAACAGCAGGCUACCGAAGUCCAGACACAGGAAGUGUUAUUGGAGUUCCCCGAUCCCAUCAUUCCGCCAGUUAAAGAAGCGGAAACACUCGACUAUCCUGAAAAACACCCCCAGUUAUCCUGGAAGGAUCUUAUUGAUGAAGAUGAAGUAGAUACUACAGAGUCUUGGUAUCAGGAGGAAACAAUGGCCGUAGAAACUAAAUUCCAGGAACCGGUACAAGAAAGACAUUCGCGAAUCAGGGAUAAACCAAUGAUCGAAAUUACUGAAGUAUUUACUGAAACCCAACCACAGCCCGAGAUUGAGCAAGGAUUCCUUGAAAUUACGUCAAAGAAAAGAAAUCGCUCACGCUCUCGCUCGCAACAAUCGCAGAUUUCUAAUGUCGACGAGAAACCACAAAAGAAAAAAUCAAGGAAACCAAAGAGUAAGACGGAUACAACCCCAACUCAAAAACCAGUGGAAACUCCUGAGGUUGUUAGGUCCCCUAAGGAAAUUGAGCCAUUUGUAGAAGAUAACCAUGCUCCCAUUCCGGUUAGGGACCCGUCUCCAUCUCCUGCUCCAUCUCCUUAUACUUCUGGUAUGUCAUGGGCCGCAAUAGCCGCACAUAACGUUCCAGAACCUGCUCAACGAAUUCGACCCCUUGAAGUUGAGACCAAGGAAACUGCUGUUGAAGACGUGAAGAAAUCAACAAAAGAGCAUACAGUAAGCAUACCAAUCAAUUUGGAAACAACGGAGCCAAGGACUAAAAAACCAAAGCAAAAGUCGAAGCGUAAAUCACCCACUGAUGUGGUUGAUUUUAUAAAUGCUGAAAAAUAUAGUCAUCAAGUGGUUGUUCCCGAGCCCACUCAAAAAGAGAAUAAAACAGUCGAGUUCGUCGAAGUGGAAAGCAAUCAGAGAACUCCUAUGGUUCCAUUUAUAGAAAUUCCCCAAGAAACUGAGAUAAGUUCCAUUACAGUUGAGAACGUAACCGCUACUUCAACUACGACAGAACUAAAAACUCCUCUUGCUCCAUUUGCAAAAAUUGUCGAUUCUGAAACACACACAACGGUAACCAAGAUCAAAACAGAAAAGGAUGCGAUCAUUCAAGAUAAAACAGUUCCUAAACAACAGAAGGAAGUUGUGCUUGUCGAAGUUGUAAAGAAGCCUGAGCCAAUUGUUGAUAUUUCGACCGACGAUGAAACAAAAACAAUUACAACAAUUACCACAACAACUGUUACUACUGGCUCGACCAGCGAAACUGCUAUUCCUGAACAACCCAAGAAAGCUGAUAAAUCGGAAAAAACAUUUGAGGAGCCCAAGAAACCAGCAUAUGCCGGUCUGCCUGUGGACGACUCUUCCAGCUCUUGGAUGGAUGUUUUGGAUGAGCCAAUGAACUUCUCCGAUGAUGAAGAGGAACCUGUUCCUGAGCCCCAAACGGAAGUAACGCUAGUGGCAGUAACAGAAAAGUCUGAGCCAAUUAUUAAAGCUCCGAUUGUGGAUGAAACUAAAACAACUACAACAGUUACCACUACAAUAGUAACUACUGAAUCCACCAGCGAAACUGCUGUUCCCGAAGAACCGGAGGAACUCAAGAAACCAGCAUAUGCCGGUCUGCCCGUGGACGACUCUUCCAGCUCUUGGAUGGAUGUUUUGGAUGAGCCAAUGAACUUCUCCGAUGAUGAAGAGGAACCUGUUCCUGAGCCCCAAACGGAAGUAACGCUAGUGGCAGUAACAGAAAAGUCUGAGCCAAUUGUUGACGCCUCGAUAGUGGAUGAAACCAAAACAAUUACAACAGUUACCACUACAACAGUAACUACUGAGUCCACCAGCGAGACUGCUGUUCCCGAAAAGGUUGAGGAAAAGACGCAGGAGGAACCCAAGAAACCAGCUUAUGCCGGUCUGCCCGUGGACGACUCUUCCAGCUCUUGGAUGGAUGUUUUGGACGAGCCAAUGAACUUCUCGGACGAUGAAGAAAUUGAAGAAAAUACACCUUUGGCGCCAUUCAAGAACGUCGUCGAUGCUCAAAAAUCCGAUCUAGUUAAGGUGGAAACUAUUGUUGAGACUGCUACUUCUUUCUCAUCAGGCAGACAAACCAGAACUACCUAGCACUCCUUCUGAAAUCAUCACUGAGCUCGUAAAAUCAGCUGAUUUGGUUCAGAGUCCAGCCGAAAAUAUAGUUGAGGCUGCAGCGGGUCUUGAAAGUAAUCAAAUAAUCACCGAGACUCCAUUGGCGCCUUUUGAAACG